Messenger RNA from Gopherus evgoodei (Goodes thornscrub tortoise), 5725 nucleotides. Its product is annotated as cyclin-dependent kinase 5 activator 1-like. Gene Ontology annotation, molecular function: protein kinase binding; cyclin-dependent protein serine/threonine kinase activator activity. Bases 436 to 1380 code for a protein of 314 amino acids. Gene Ontology annotation, biological process: brain development; activation of protein kinase activity; positive regulation of cyclin-dependent protein serine/threonine kinase activity. The record is from RefSeq and is a predicted model, not a curated record. The transcript has a single exon. Lineage: Eukaryota; Metazoa; Chordata; Testudines; Testudinidae. Gene Ontology annotation, cellular component: protein kinase 5 complex; cytoplasm.
CCCGCGGGCCUGGCCGGCGACUGGAUUAGAUGGAGCUCGGCGCGGCUGGCGGCAGCAUCCUCCUGCCGGCUGGGCUCGAGCCGGCUGCUGAGUCGCCUGCCCGGGCUGGCCAUGCAAGACUGAGCGCUAAUCGCCUGCACGGGAGCGCUCCGCGAGCCUGCUAAUUAAGUCCACGCGCGAGCCAGGCUGCUAAUUGCAGGCACAGGACCGCCAUGCAACGCUGCUAAUUAACGGUGCGUUCGCGACUGCCACAUUGCAGGCUGCCCGCUGCCCUGCCAGGCUGCUGGGGAAGGGCCUCCCUGCCAGGCGGCACAUUAGCUGCAGGGUUGCUGAAUAGCUGCAUGCAGGGAUUUGCACUGGCAGCCCCGUUGCUUUAACUGCCUGGCUGCAUCCUAGCCCCCCUGUUGGCUCAUCCCUCUCCCUGCCUCCCUCAGCAUGGGCACCGUGCUGUCCCUCUCGCCGGGCUCCCGGAAGGCCAGCCUGUACGAGGAGGGCUCCUCUGGCUCGCUGGCGCACUACCCGGGCGUGCCGAGUGCCAAGGGCAGCGGGCAGAAGGCGGACAAGAACCUCAAGCGCCACUCCAUGUUCAUCCCGGCCUUGACCUGGAAGCGGCUGGUGGCCUCCACCAAGAAGAAAGGCUCCCGGGGCGGGGGGAAGGGGCCCGCCCACAAUAACAACAACAAUCACCCCCACGCCAAGGACGUGGCCCUCCUCAACCACGAGAAUGUCAAGAAGUCGCUGUCCUGCGCCAACCUUGCCAGCUAUGACGGGGGCGGGCCGCCCCUGGCACCACUCAGCGCCAAGCGCAUAUCCACCACCUCCGUCUCCUCCCUCAAGCCAGGCACCUGCCUGGGCGGGGGCAGCUCGGCCUCCCCGCGGCGCGUGGUCGUCCAAGCCUCCACCAGCGAGCUGCUCAAGUGCCUGGGCGAAUUCCUCUGCCGCCGGUGUUACCGCCUCAAACACCUGUCGCCCACGGAGCCCAUCCUGUGGCUGCGCAGCGUGGACCGUUCGCUGCUGCUGCAGGGCUGGCAGGACCAGGCCUUCAUCACCCCAGUCAACGUGGUCUUCGUCUACCUGCUGUGCCGGGAGGUGAUUGAUGGGGAUUUGGUCUCCAGCGAGCACAACCUGCAGGCGGCGCUGCUCACCUGCCUCUAUCUGUCCUACUCCUACAUGGGCAACGAGAUCUCCUACCCGCUCAAGCCCUUCCUGGUGGAGGCGGCGAAGGACGCCUUCUGGGACCGGUGCCUUCGCAUCAUCAACGCCAUGAGUGGCAAGAUGCUCCGGAUCAACGCUGACCCCCACUACUUCACCCAGGUCUUUGCCGACCUCAAAAACGAAGGCAGCACCCGUGAGGACUUUGCUCGCGUCCUGGACCGGUGACUGGCUCAGGGCAUAAAGGACCAACUGGCCCCCUCCUCACCAACCUCAUGUGCAGCGCAGCCCUCGCCUUGCUGUGACCUUUAAAGACCAGCUUGUAGCGAGCCAGGGAUUUUCCUCUUGCUUGCCUGGGCCAGAUCUCCCCUGAGCCAGGCCAGACUCAUCAAAACACUUACAAGAACUCUGGCUUGGCUGCCCCUCCCCCCGUGCCAUGAGCCAACAACAGGGGGUGUCUGUGUGCAGUGUGGGGGAGGCAGCCUUCAGCUCCGGUGUCUGUGUCAGAGACAGACGAGGAGCAGCCAAAGGCCAAUAGUUUGAUUCCCUUUUAAUAGGCCAAGAAGUGCCUGUGGGUUCCCUCCUCCCCCUCCCCACCCCCGAGUGCCAUGUUCGUGGCUUGUUAAUUUCUUCUUUUGGGUUUCCUUGAGAUGCAUUGCAAAGCGAUGGGGAAAAUUCCAGGGAGGACCUAAAAUAGCCACGUGAUGCGCGCUUUAGCUUCGGCCGGUGAUGUGCUUAUACAGGUGAACUCUCCUUUUGGACUAGCCCUGUCUUGCUUAGAAAAUCUCCCACCCUCUCCUUGCCAAACGCCGGUGCAUUGUACAGUCUGUUAGUGCCAGUCACUUCGGAGCCUUCCUCUCUGUACCAGUCUGACUCUGCAGCCGGGAAUCGGCGCUGGCUGGUGGCUCUGUCCAAUGCCUGGGACAGGUAGCUGAUGUCCCCUCCUAAGGAAUCUCCAGGUGCGUGGGGGUGCGGAGGAAGUGGGCCCAGGCUGUAGAUGGAGGGUACUGGUAGCUGGAUUGGCCUCUGCAUGCUUUGAUUGGCCUGGGCGUGAGGAGCCAGGGCUGGAAGUGUUUGAACAGGCCGUGGCUGCCCCUGUCUUUUGAAGCAGCCAGGUCCCCGAGGUGUUGUGUGAUGUGAGCAGGGGAUGGAGGAGCUGAGAGAUGGCUGGCUGGGGGGACGGGCAGGGCUGACCAGCGGAGGUGCUGCAAGCCUGCACACUACUGGUUUCGUUUGUGAGUUUCCUGCCCCCGUCCCCUGGCAGGUCCCCUCAGGGUGUGAGUGACCCCUGGACCCCUUUACUCCCUGAUCCCCCCCCAGGUCCCUGUGAAUCUUGCUCCCCCGGUGUUACAUUGACUAAAUCUCAUUUGAAAGGUCUCCUGUACCCCACCAAGCGUGAGGGGUGCAUUCGGCACCUGGUGUCUCUCUCUGCUUGCCUGUUCCAUUGCUAGUCUGGCUGCAGGACUGGGGGAUGUGCUCCCCCCUCCUUGCUGUCUGGGGCUGCUCCAGCCUUGGGCCCAGCCCCCUCGUUUGCCCCCAGCCUGGCUAAUUUCAGCCCUACCUGGCAGGGCCUCUGCAGCAUGCCCCCUCUGAAGAGAGUUUGCAGAUAGGAUCUAGGGAGGGGGUGCGCAGGAUCUGCCGCAGGGAUGGUGCUGGGGGGUAGAAUGGCUGGAGGAGUGAUGGGUCUGGGCUGUUCCAGAGGAGGGUGUCCCCAUAAGCAGGGGUGUGUAACCGAAGUGGACUGCAGCGGAUAGGGGGUGCAGGUAUCAGGGACGCUCUUCCUGCAAGGCACAGUGGAUUGUGGGUCACCAUUAUGAAUUCACACUUUGCAUGCUCUACCAGCACUCAUGACUCUUCCCAGCCCCCCCUCCAGCCCCCUAGGGAGGUAGGCCAGUAUUACCAACCCACUUUGUAGAUUAGGAACUGAGGCACAGAGCCAGCAAAUCGCUUGCCUGAGGCCGCAGAAUGAAUGACUGUCAGAACGGAGAGGCUUUUCAUCCUGCAGGCAGAGCACUGACCUACAGCCCUGGCUGCAGGGAAACCCUGAGGCUAGGUGCUCAGAUACUGCAGCGACUGGGCAGCCGCAUACCUAUCUAGCUCAGAGGCCUGUUGCUUGGGUCACUUGGAGCUGGACUGGAGUGGAGGGAACAAUCCUGCAUGGCAGGGUGCAGGCUGGGAGGUCUGAUAGGUCUCCUCCAUCUCCAGCACCUGGGCUUGCAGCUGGAGGCCGUGCCCAGGACACGGAACGAGGUAGCUGACAAACGCGUGCAGAGUGAUGUGCAGGGAAACCCUGGGGAGGCUACCAGACACUGCGCACCAGGAUUUCCUGUGGAGGCGCCACCCUGCUGGUGAAAACUGUCAGGCCCCUCCAGAGGUCCGGUGGCUCAUCCCACUCAGCCGUGUGUUGGGCGGGGAGGCCGUGCUGCCCUCUCGCGGGAGCUUGGGGUGCUGCAGGGGUGCACCAGUGGCCUUUGCCAUGGUGUGCGGUGUGGUGCCACUUGGUUCAUUGACACUCCGCACCAUAGUAGCUACAGCCACAGUCAGGUUUUAUAACCAGCCUGGCUGGGGAGUUCUGGGCCAUAGCGAUAAGCCCGUGGGUAAACAGCACCUAGUUCUUCUGCUAUGGCUCAUCAGAAACAUUUCCUGGGUGCCCUGCGCUAGGCCCGACCAGGGCUCAGCUGGGUCCCAGCCAGGUUAGCUCUGAGGCCCUUAACCCCGUCCCCAAGGCAGAGUUCCGAAAAGCCCCAACUCCCGGGAGUUCUGCUCCCAGGAUCUGGCCCUUACAGGAGACAGGAAGCCAUUUGUGGACUCUUUCUUGCUCCCCCUUAAAGGGGCCCUGCAAAGAAAUGGGGCUUGUGCUUUUUGCUGUUCCCUUUAUGGUGGGUAGAUGAGGGCUGAGACCUUGGACCCAUAAAAAGGGGUCGGUUUUUACCUGAGCUAGUCAGGAUGUGGCUCUAUGGCAGCUUCAGCCCUAACAAAACGAGCUCCAGCCGUGUGGGGAAGGGCCUGUUUUUAACCCUUUUGGUUGUGUUGACAGCUGUUAACGCCAAUGCCCAAUGAACGCCAGGGAGAAAGGCCAUCUUUGUUAAAGAGUCACCUGUUCAAGGUGGGAGCUAUCGCUGGCAGCCAGGGACUCCUCCGGCAAACCCCAGGGGGUUCCAGACCCGACUCCUGGCAAUUUGUACCAGGACAAAAAUCAGAUUCAAAAUAUCCCCCAAGCUCAGGCUUCUCUUUGUGCAUCAAUGUGGCCAAGCAAGGGCACAAUCCCAGACAAGUCACCGUCAGGCCAAAGGCCCCCUUCUCAGCAGUGAGGCAGUUCAGACCUUCCCGAGCACCCCGACGGUAUUCCCGGGCCCUGCACCUCUCCGGGGCGCUUGGCGGCUUUGCUUGUGUGCAGAGAUACGUUAUUUAUAGGCAGGGUAUAUAAAGUCACUUUAUAUACACACCCAGCCCUACUGUAUCAUAGCUAGACGUAUAUUUUUAUAUGAGAGAGUAUCAGUAACUAACAUGGGGAUGGGCCCAAAUGCCUUGUUGCUUUUUUUAAUUAAAAGAUCGACUCCACGACUAGAGAAGCUUAGGUCGUGUCACCCAGCCCUGACCCAAGUGACCCUAAAAUCGGGACCAUCGGCGAAAUCCACGCCAGUUGCUGCUAAACCAGCAUCCACCGCCACCUUCCUUCCCUCCCUUCCUGACGUCCCUGGCCCCCGGUGGAUAUGCUGUUGUGUAAAUAGCCCUGUUGUGUAUAAAGCAUCACGAGCGGGUACGUGACAAUUGUGCAUGUAAAGAUGAUUUAUUUAAUUUGUUGCUAUCUUUCUCUUUCCAUUUGUGGAGCUGUUUUUCAGCAGUGAGUUUCUUAUUUAAAACUGGGAGGGGGGGAUCCCCCCCAGCCAAACACGCCGCUCUGGAUUUUCUUCCAGACUGGGAGGACAUUAAAGCGCAUUCCUCAGAACAGGAUUGAUGCAUUUUCACUGGAACAGGACACUGCUUAUUUUUAAUAUUUGUUGCAUUUCUUCUUUGGAACCACUAUUUAUUUGGGUGGAGCUGUCCAGUCUCCUCUUCCCUCCCCCGCCCCCAAAGAUGCCCAAGAGCUGAGGGGCUUUGGGGGGUGAUUCCGGACAGAAACUUGUCCCUUGGUCCCUGUACCAGGGUGUGGCUACAAAAGCCAAAGAACCAUGAGACAGCAGUGGGAGGUUUCACCUUGCAACCAACAGACGUAGGGGGCCUUCGUUUUCAUGCCCCUCCCAGUGCGAAAUGAAGACGACAGUCGAUAUUUAAAGCAAAAACUCUUCCCUUCCCCUCACCCCCUGGAGGUGUUUAAAAUCUGUUUGUAAUAUUUACUAUCUCCGACUUGCCUACGUGUCCAAUUUCUAAAUGUGUCAUUGCUGGGAGCGAGCCGCCCCCGCCAGGUGCUCCAGGGACAGAGCCUUGUCACAGGGUGCCGGGAGCAGUGGGGUCAGAUAUGUUCUGCUGAUGACUAUGGCACUUUAUGCAAAAUAAAAUGGGGGAAAAACAAUGCGAAAUACAAAGUCGUCUACUUAAUGAACCAAGAGGGAGCGCCUGGCUAGCUGGCGCC